Messenger RNA from Durusdinium trenchii, 456 nucleotides. NCBI's taxonomy places the organism in Eukaryota, Dinophyceae, Suessiales, Symbiodiniaceae. The record is from the annotation of a GenBank genome assembly.
AUGUUUUGUGAUUCAGAAGGAAAGGAGGCCAGACUUGUGAGCGGUCGAUGGCAGGCAGAUGUAACGGUGACGGAAGACGAUAAUUGUGGUCUUGCGAUGUUUGCGUUUGAAAUGUGGAAAGUCAAUCUCAGCAUCUCCCGCAGCUUUCCAGCUCGGCUCUUCCUUAGCUUUAGCCUUCCGUGUGCACAGAGACCUGAAGCGGUCUUCGAGGGCCAACAGGUCAUGGCGCCAAGCCUAAAGCGCUUGGCAACGCUGUACUUGCUGCCAGUGCCAACGUUCGAAACCUUUUCCUGGAAGGGCCUUGGCCAAUGCCACGAAAUGGGUUCUGGUCGCUCUUGCAAUGCUGGAAUCAGCGAAGCAGGCUCUGAUGGUACCUUGGCCGCUGGUGGUCUAUCAUCUCAAACAAAAAGGAUGCCGUUGAUGGAUAUGUGGGUAGAUUUGAAGACGAAUCCUUAA